AUGGGUACAGCACUUGAUAAAACAUUAAUGAAUGCACAGAGACAUGUGGUACGGAAUGUAUGGAAAGGCUGUAGUCUUGCUAAACAGCCUUCAUUUAUAGCUCAUGUUGGAUGUAACAAAGAUCAUGAAGAUCGAUCAGUGUCACCAGAAGACAGUCCAUUACUGGCAUGGACGAAAAAAUUAUGUGGUCUAUCAAAUACACAGGCAAUACCUCCAGAGCUGCUAAAGAUCGUUAGGAGAUGUGACAAUCGUAGUAAAGGGUUGUUCAGUUUCCUUUCAUCCGAUGUCUAUCAAGGAGGUAUUGAAGCUUCACUUGAGUGUACCGGUGAAAAUGAUCAGUCAUGUCCCUUAUGUCAGUUCGCAGUUGGUAGUAAACAAAAUGUUUUCCCACUGCGUCUGGACGCCUCGUCAGUUUCAAAAACUAAAACUUCUGCAUCUUUACGGAAGGUUGGAGAAAGGCUGAACGCUGACGUCGCUGUUCAGACCGAUUUAGACUCUAUUUUCAAUGUGGGGGAGCUAAAUGCUAGCAAAUUGGAGAGCGACUUUGAAAAUGAAGUUGGGAAUGAAAUGGCAGAGUUGGGUCUAGGAGGAGAAGCUAUAAAUGUCUGGAAUAUAGCAGCAAAAAACGGUUCAGCUGAAGCAUGUUAUAACUUGGCCAUGUGUUACGCAAACGGGGAACACGUUUUGAAAAAUUUUAAGAAGGCCGUAGAAUUGUGGAAACGAGCAUCUUCACUUGGUCACUCUCUUUCUACCUAUCAGUUAGCUGUUUGUUACAUCAAUGGUUAUGGUGUUGAGGUUAAGGACGUUGAUUCAGGAUUAAAAUUAAUGGAAGAAUCUGCUGAUGCAGGUUGUGCUGAAGCGCAAUUUUAUUUAGCAUCUCUAAGUUUCGCAAGAAGUGAUCUCAGGAAGGGUGAAGAAUAUUUACUCAAGGCUGUCCGCAAGAAAGAAAUUUUUCACAAGGUUUCUGGAUGGUUGAAACUUGAUUCUUUACCUGCUCAUGUUAGAACAGUAGUUCAGUCAGUGAUUGAAGAAACUGGUGUGAAAUUUUAA
Molecule: messenger RNA, 1050 nt
Organism: Enterobius vermicularis (human pinworm)
Lineage: Eukaryota; Metazoa; Nematoda; Chromadorea; Rhabditida; Oxyuridae
Source: the annotation of a GenBank genome assembly